UUGGCUGUCCUCUACCCAGUUGCCACCUUCCUUCCCUCCAAGUUGCAACCAACUAAACCCGAAGAAGAAGAAGAAAAGUGAGAGUGACCAAUAAACCCUAAACAAAAUCCACACACAAUCUCCAUCUCCCCCGGGAGCUCUAUCCCGUCCGAUCUUGAACCCGGCGAACGGACCAAGCUGGGAAUCAUGCGACAGACGCUGCUGAUCUUCCCGGAGGUUCGUGUUUGUAACUUUUGGCUGUUGUCUGCUGUUUAUUGACACACUGCCUGGCGUUUUGAAUUCCGUUUCUGGGUCUUUAUGAGUUUUCUUGCUGCCAACAGUGGUUUAUGCUAGCGUAACGAAUUGGGUUCUCUUCGAAAUAUGGGAAUCGAUCGAGCACUGCUUCUGGGUCUUGUUCUUGCCUUGCUCGUCUUCGUUGACUUCUCAUGGGCUGGUUCAGAGGUGGAUGUUAAAGGAAAUCCGGUUCCGAACUUGAAAAGCGCCAAUAACUCAAACGAGAAACCAAUUGAGUCAAAAUUAGGUUCAGAUCCUGUUACUGAUGUUAAGCAGAAGGAAAAGAAAACGGAGGAGGGGAAAGUAAGUGAAGCGGAUCAAGUGAGGAAGCCAAAGGAGGCUGCUGUUAGUGAUGAUGGACAGCGGAAUGAUUCGAAAACUGAGAAUAAAGAGACUGAUAAUGGAAAGAAGGGGAAUGCUGAUUUAGAUGUGCAAUUGCAAUCGAAAACUGUUGAUGGUAAUCAAAAGGAGGGUAAGGAUGGUGAGAAAGAACCUAAGCUGGAUGUGGACACAAAGGAUGGAAAGAAUGGCGUCCCAGCGGAUCCUUUGCCGAAAACCGGGAAGGAGAUUUCCCGUGGCGAAGAAUGUGAUCAUUCCAACAAGUGCGUGAUUGAGGACAGCAAGCUGGUUGCUUGCAUAAGAGUCCCCGGGAAUGAAUCUCCGGAUCUAUCACUUCUAAUUCAGAACAAUGGCAACGCUCCAGUCAGUGUCACCAUUUUGAGUCCAGAUUUUGUUCAUCUGGAGAAGAAAAACAUUCAACUACAGCAAAAAGAAAACAAAAAGGUGAAAGUAUCCAUCGCAGACAGGGGGAGCGACAGCUCCAUCGUUUUGAAGACAGCAACUGGCAGCUGCAGCCUCGACAUAAGAGAUGUCAUCGAUCAUUACCUAGGCGAAGAUUCAGACAACUCUCUGGGGGGCUCCACUCAAGCAAUCUCCAGGUCAAGGACCCAUCUGCUGUACCUUCUCGCAUGCUUUGUUGCAGUACCAGUGCUGGUGGGAUCAGGCUGGCUGUGCUUCAUCCUCUGGAGGAAGAAAUUCUCCAAUGGCACCGGCGGAAGCUCCAAGUACCAGAGGCUGGAGAUGGCUCUCCCAGUCUCAGGUGGCGUCGGGAAAACAGCACAGCCAGAAGCUAACGACGAUGGAUGGGACAACAGCUGGGGCGAUGAUUGGGGUGAUGACGAAGAGAUGCCUAAAACUCCAUCAAUGCCUCUCACCCCAAGCGUCUCGGGGAAAGGUCUUGCCUCUCGACGGUUAAACAAAGAUGGAUGGAAAGACUAGAUGGAUUAGCAGAAGAUUCUGCAACAGAGGAAAAUCUUGAUAGACCAAACCGGGAGGGUUAGGAAGAUCUUGCAUCCAAAUUUUUGUUUCAGUUAUGAGACUCGAAACAUAUCCCACGAGUCCACGACCACGAGCUGCUGUGUUUUCCUCUUUCUUAUUCUGUCAUUUUUUGGGGUCACUGGAAAGGUCUUCGUAUGAUUAUGAGCCUAAUCAGAAGGUAGCUUACUGAUUUUAUCAAAAGAUUAGAGUGCACUUCUACUGUUAAGAGUUGAGCGUAGUAACAAGGAGAACAAUAUCCUAGUGGAGAUUUCAGAUUUGUUGUUCUUUGUUUUAUGAAGAAAAAUUCUGGCCGAGCCUAGGGCCUAGUUUUUGCAAAAGUCCUUCGAAGCCCAGUUACAAAGCUCCAUAUAACCCAAGUAUAAAGUAGGCCCACGAUGCAAAUGAUUCCAUUCGUAUCUAUUUGGGCCAAUAUAUGAUACUGGACUUCUGAAAAUGUAAGAAAGGAGAAAACAGUCAAGGCCCACAUAUGAGCUAGUGAUGGUCAUCUCAUGGUCAUGGGUGUGUUAAAUUAAAAAAUUAAGUGAGCUAGGUCGUCUCUAUGAGUGUUUGUUGCCACUGGAGGAGCAAUCAUAGACGACAUUCGCAAGCUGGCCGGUCUUCUUGAGUUUAGUUAUUACUCACAUAUUACUCGUCGAGUUAAUAGAGCAGCUCAUUUUGUGGCCAAAAACGCUCUUUAAUCGAAAGUUCGAUAAUUAGUCGACUUCCGCCCGUGGUUAAUCUCUGUACUCUGACUUUGUUUCCAGACUUUCGUCUGGUUUUGACUAUGUAAAAAAAAAAAGUAAUUAAUUUUGAAAUAAAAUGAAUUAUUUAGUUUCUUUUUCAAUAACGCUAAUACAUCUAACCAAAUUAUAUAAAAAGUAUUACUUACUAAUCAAAGAAAUUUUUUUCGUCUUAAAAAAAACCAAAUAAAUUUGGCAGUGCCAUGAAUUCUGUUUUGUUGGACCAUGAGAGGUGAGGACAAAUGACAUAAUUAUUUCCUCUCCAAAUCGCUAAUUUGCCGUCGUGUACCCAUAAAAAACAAAAACCUUGUUAUGGGCAAUUCAUUAUUGUCUGCAAGUAGGCGUUCUGUUAAUUAUUAUAUUAAAACAAAUCCUUUUACAUUCCAUGUAAAACGAAUAAUAAUUCUUCUAUAAUAUGAACAUCAUAAUUUCACAAAAAUGCAUUAUUUCUUCCGAUUCCCGUAAUUUCAGCUGCAUCAGCAAAAACAACAAGACAAACAAAUGGCCAUGUGAGCCGCGAAGCUGGCCACGUAUGAGGAGCCCAUUGGACCACGUAGGAUGCGCCACAUGGCGUUUCCUGUUUUGGUUUUUGCUCCCGUCCCAGGUUCUCCGUUCCCCGUAACGCCGUUUUGCUGUAUCAUCCAUUAUGCAUGAAAUGCCCGGCGACCGGCGAGGAAGCGGAGGGGAGGCUCGCACGUGGCGGGGCCCAAAUCGGGGGAAGAUUGUCAGUGUGCACGUGCAGCCACAUGAGGAUUAAUUACUGCAUCCUCCUCCCCACGUGUCGGGACCUCGCCGCGAAACCACUUGACGGACAUGCCGAUCACCGUCGAUGGUGAAUUUGCGUGAUUGAAGGCUUGGCUCGUGGGAAUCGUGGAUGGGACAUGGACUUACAUCCUCACACAAAGUCUGCAUCGGCGCAGAUUUAGAAUAGGGUAGAGCACUGGGCCGUAUACGAGAAAAAAUUAAAAAAUAAUUGGGUCGUAACUCGACGUGAAUAUAAACGAAUAUCUAAAAUCGGAAAUUUACAAAUGCUAUACUAGCUAUCCGAAUCUCGAGAAGGGCUGGGCCGUGGCUCCGCCGCUGCAAGUCUGGACCCUACCAAGGGAAUUACGGCUGGCCGGAUGGAGGCUAGCGAAUUGGUAGUUAGAAUAAUUAUUAGACAGCAUA
This is a messenger RNA of Linum trigynum, 3497 nucleotides long. NCBI's taxonomy places the organism in Eukaryota, Viridiplantae, Streptophyta, Magnoliopsida, Malpighiales, Linaceae. The record is from the annotation of a GenBank genome assembly.